UCCCAUUCGUUCCUAUUUUUAUAUAUCUAAUACUCAUAUCGGUCCACCGCUCUUUCGUCCCUUUCAAACAUCUACACUUUCCAACAAGCAAUAUGCCAGUUUCUCACAUCGGCCUCACGGUUUCCCAUCUUCCAACUUCGUGUUCAUUUUUCCUCUCUGCACUUCAGCCACUUGGGUACCGCUUCAUUGGACAGCAAGGAAAUCAAAUUGGUCUCGGAAUCCGCGAUGCAGACUUCUUCUUGUGCCAAGAAUCGCCUGGGUAAGUCUUGCCGGACAUGAUGAAUCGUACAGUCACUGACUCGGAGUACAGUGUAAAAGCCGGAGCUGCACACAUUGCAUUCACUGCGCACAGCCGGACGGCUGUACGCGACUUCUAUACCGCUGCCCUGACCGCUGGCGGUCGACCAAAUGGAGCCCCAGCAAACCGAACCGGCGAAGAGGAACACUUCAAUGCUGCCAUUCUUGACUUCGACGGUAACAGUAUCGAGGUUGUGUAUAGGAAUGGACCAGAUAUCAGAGACGACGGCACGGUCAUGCAGCAUAGUCGGGUCAUAACAUGGCGGAGGACUGUGACUGAGAGUAUACGUGACGAUAGAAGUGUCGUCAGCUCUCGAACCUCCAAGCCAGCAUCGGUCGUUGCUCCUCCUGCUUCGGUGGCACCCUCUCAGGACCCAUUCGCAGCUUCUGGUGUCUCCAAAGCUGCAAGCCUGGUUCGGAGUCUGUCUGAGCCUUGUGCUGUUCCUCAGGCCCCCGCCGCGAGUGCAGCACCUGCACCAACCGUCACCGCCCCUGCGUCAAAUGGCGAUAGUGCCGCGAAGACCAUCAUCGGAACUCUCCUUGGAGCCGCUGCCGGUGCAGCCAUCACCUAUGCCAUGUGCAAGAGUGAGCGAGAUAGUGCUAA
Messenger RNA from Aaosphaeria arxii CBS 175.79, 901 nucleotides. RefSeq lists its product as uncharacterized. The record is from RefSeq and is a predicted model, not a curated record. The annotation marks the transcript as partial. The transcript has a single exon. Lineage: Eukaryota; Fungi; Ascomycota; Dothideomycetes; Pleosporales.